AUGCAGGUGCUGAAUCUCAUAAGAGAUUUCGAGUUGCAAAGGGUGAAAGAAUCAGAGUUUAUCGAGGACUACACUAACAGGCUUCUAAGCAUAGCAAAUAGAGUAAGACUACUUGGCUAUGAGUUGACUAACUCAAGCAUUAUUGAAAAAAUUCUUUUAACUCUGACGGAGAGAUUUGAGGCAACAAUAAUCACCUUAAAAAAUACUAAGGAUAUGUCCAAGAUUACCUUGGCAGAAUCAUUGAAUGUCUUGCAGGCACAAGAGCAACAAAGAAUCAUGAGAGAAGAUGGCAUAGCUGAAGGUGCAUUGCCGGCCAAACAUAAUGAUUAUGCAAAAAACAAGAAGAAUCAGCCAACAAAUGGAGAAAAUACUACAAACAGCUACAACAAAGGCAGGAAACUCGAAGGGAAAUUAUCCUCCAUGCAAGCAUUGUGCCAUGAAGUUGUAAUUUGUAAGAGUAAAAAUCAGCAACAAGAAACAGAAGCUCAAGUUGUUGGAGAAGAGGAGGAAGAUCAGCUUUUUGUUGCAACAUGUUUCUCAAGCGGUGAGUUGAGGGAAUAUUGGCUAAUUGACAAUGGCUGCACAAAUCAUAUGACUCACAACAGGGAGCUUUUCGUGGAUUUGAAGCCUGCUAACACAUCCAAAGUCAAAAUUGGAAAUAGAGACCACAUAGCAGUGAAAGGAUGA
Messenger RNA from Olea europaea var. sylvestris, 687 nucleotides. RefSeq lists its product as uncharacterized. The record is from RefSeq and is a predicted model, not a curated record. NCBI's taxonomy places the organism in Eukaryota, Viridiplantae, Streptophyta, Magnoliopsida, Lamiales, Oleaceae. The transcript is spliced from 2 exons. Bases 1 to 687 code for a protein of 228 amino acids.